This is a messenger RNA of Cynara cardunculus var. scolymus (artichoke), 799 nucleotides long. Its product is annotated as glycine-rich cell wall structural protein-like. The transcript is spliced from 2 exons. Lineage: Eukaryota; Viridiplantae; Streptophyta; Magnoliopsida; Asterales; Asteraceae. Bases 81 to 569 code for a protein of 162 amino acids. The record is from RefSeq and is a predicted model, not a curated record.
CUUCAACCCAUAUAAAUCCAUGGACCCAACCCACAACAACAACAACAACAACAAUCCAAAAGCUCCAAUUUUGGACAAAAAUGGAGUCCUCAAAGCGUUUUCUCCUCGUCUUAACCCUUCUCUUUGCAGUCGUUCUCGUUUCUUCUGCCAAGAACGAUGAAGAAAAUCUUGAUCCUCAUAAAAAGAGUGGGGGCAUGAAACCGGAGCAGAUAGGUGUUGCUGGAUUUGGUGCAGGUUGGGGGAUGGGCAGAGGAGGUGGGUUGAUUGGGGGUAGGGGCAAUGGUAUAGGUGGUGGAUACGGAGGAGGUCCUGGCGGAGGUGGAGGUGAAGGUGGUGGAUGGGGUGGAGAGGGUCCAGGAGGUGUUGGUGGUGCUGGUGGUACAAGUGGAGGUGGAUGGGGCGGUGGUGGUAGUCCUGGAUGGCUUGGUGGUGGAGGAAUGGGUCGCCCUGGAAUGGGGUGGGGCGGUGGCGGUAUCCCUGGAAUGGGCGGCGGUGGCGGUGUCCCUGGAAUGGGUGGCGGUGGUUUUGGUCGUCCGGUGAAGAAGAAGGAAGAAGAGGGUGGAAAUUAAGUGAUUUAUGAUGUAUGUUUGCAUGCAUGCAUGCAUGAUCAUGUAGUAGUAGUAGUAGGUAUGUGAAAUAAAAAACUAGGAAUGAGGUGAAGAGAUAUGAUGUUAGUUUGGUAGGAUAUUGUUGUUUUAUGUAUGGAUGGUUGUACCACAUGUAUGGAUGGUUUGUACCACACGUAUCAUUAUGACUAUUAUUAACAAUAAGCAUGGUCUUUAUCAUCCACGUCAUCUAU